CUUUAGUGAAAGGGAUAAUCAUCUAACUAGAAUACAGAAAUCGUUGCAGUAUAGCCGAGGUCCUUGGGCUAUACAUACUCACCUGAAGGUGUGAACCCGCUAUGGAAAACACUCCCAGAAAAUGGCUAACUCGAAAAGACAAUGUCACCCGCCGUGGACUCCCCCCUCGGUAUCCAGAUCCCAAAAUACAUAUUUGGCCUGCCUCGCCCCCAACCAUCAGUCCGUCGCAGUACCGUUGACGGUAUUCGCUCUGGGCACCAUAAAAAGCUCUGGACGACAGCUCGAAUUACGCGUGGAGGAGAUUGAGAAGGCGCUGGAUCUUGCGUUAGAACCAUCUGAUUUGGUCAUUAUCCUACAGCGACCAGCAAACAACCAUAACUAUGCUGUCUCUUUUGAGCAAUUUGUUCAAGACUGCUUGGCAUGAAAGGCCGUCGAUGAGCUUAUUCGAUUAUCAACAAACGGAGCAUGAAGCAUACACACCGUGUCUGUCCUCGACGCAUUGAUGUUCAAGCCAAGAUGAAGAAAUAAAAUUUCAGACGAGAGGUGCCAUCAGCUCUAGAAGAGGUCCUUCGCUCGAAGAAGCCAAGUGUGAUACUGCAAUGUCAU
This is a messenger RNA of Aspergillus ruber CBS 135680, 606 nucleotides long. RefSeq lists its product as uncharacterized. The transcript has a single exon. The coding region runs from base 122 to 424 and encodes 100 amino acids. The record is from RefSeq and is a predicted model, not a curated record. Lineage: Eukaryota; Fungi; Ascomycota; Eurotiomycetes; Eurotiales; Aspergillaceae.